UUCAGUGACUUCACUAAACUGUUUGCAUACCAAUCUCCUCUCUACGCUGCGUGCUUGUCCAAAUUGCGAUCGCAGAUCUCGGAGCGGUGGAUUUUAUUACACUGCUGGGCACAAUUCACCUCCGUGGACGUCCCAGCUACUCGGCAUUUAUUUAUUUUUUUUUGCUCUACAACACUUACCUUCGGCAGUCCCAGGCUCUACAAAUCGGCUUUUUAGUGACAUUUUCGCAGGGAAACAGCUUGACACAGACACAGGUUUCAGCACUGAGCUGCGCUUUGAGCCCAUGAAAACAGGAGAGGAGAGAGAACCGAGAGAAGUCAUCAGCUUCACCUGAACAAAGAAGAGGAACCAGCAGGUACACAUGGGGCAGGGAGAGGCUUCAGCACGGGGGACGACCAUGGAGGGGGACUGUCUCAGCUGUAUCAAGUACCUCAUGUUUGUCUUCAAUUUCCUCAUCUUUCUGGGGGGCUCUUUCCUCCUAGGAGUGGGAGUAUGGGUACUGGUGGACCCCACAGGGUUCAGGGAAAUAGUAGCAGCUAACCCCCUGCUAUUCACUGGUGUCUACAUCAUCCUGGGCAUGGGCGGCAUGCUCUUCCUUCUGGGCUUCCUAGGCUGCUGUGGAGCCAUCCGUGAAAACAAGUGUCUGCUUCUCUUUUUUUUCAUGCUCAUCCUCCUCAUCUUCUUAGCAGAGCUGGCUGCUGCCAUCCUGGCCUUCAUUUUCCGGGAGCAUCUGACCAGAGAGUACUUUACCAAGGAGCUGAAGAGACAUUAUCAGGGCUACAACAACACCGACGUCUUCACCUCCACAUGGAAUGCCAUCAUGACUACAUUUGACUGCUGUGGGGUGAACAGCCCAGAAGAUUUUAUGGACAGCUUGUUCAAGAUGCUCAACCCAGAACAUUCUGUCCCACAAGCCUGUUGCCAGCGUGCCAGUCAGACCGGGGAGAUGGCCUAUAUUAACCUGCCCCAGUGUUUAGAUGGCAAAAUGAUGUUCCGCAAUAACAAGGGCUGUUACUCUGCAGUAGUUGACUACUUUGAACUGUACAUCUAUGUGGCCGGAGCGCUGGCCAUUGUGGUGCUGACCAUUGAGCUCUUUGCCAUGGUCUUUGCGAUGUGUCUCUUCAGGGGAAUCCAGUAGAGCUGCUCCGUCUGUGAACUUCUUUUUUUUUUUUUUUUUUUUUUUAAAAAAAAAAGGGAAUUCAGGAGAAAAGAACAAAAAUGGACACUUGUAAAUUUGUUAAUCUCUUUUUCUAUUGGCUAAUUGGUAGAAAAAAACAAACUCUUUAACUCUUGUACUUCACAGCUGGACUUUUGAGGUACUGGGUAGCAAAAAAAACCAACAACAACACAUUCACACACUCAUAAAUGAUAGAGAAAGUGGGCGAUCAGAGACAAAACUGAUGUAAAAAGAUUGUGUGUAAAGUGGAAACAGUAAUUUUUUUUUGGACCAGGUCUAGCAUAGACUGGGUGUUAAGUGGACCAGGCAUGAGGACCAGGUGAAGCCUGAGCAGAAGGCACUGCACUGACUUUUGGAUGAAGAAUAUUUAUAUUAAGUAAAGUUGGCUUAACUGUAAAAAAAAAAUGUGUUUUAUGUACACUUUGGCUGUCACCCUUCUCCUGCUCAUACUGUGUACUGUAACACACUCCUUUCCUCCAUAUGCCUUUUUUACAGCCACUCCUCUUUUAUGCUGUAUUAUAUAAGCUCUGUGUGUCUGUGCGUGGAUGCAUGCGUGUGCUUUUGUAUGAGACUGUGUGUGUGUGUGCGCCCGCGCGUGCAUGUGUGUGCGUGUGUGUGUGUACAUACUGGAUGCUCUUUUUGAAUGUGUAUGAUCUAGUUUGUGAGCAUAUGAGCUCUUCAUGACCUUCUCCCAAGCUUAAAAGCCAACCUCUGAUUCUUUUUCUAUUUGUAUGGUGAUGUUAAUUGCAGUAGUGGUUAUAAUGUGGUUUUAGGUGGUGAAAUGUAUGUGUAUGCAUUUGUAUUAGAUUCUUGAAAAGUCAAUGACAUAAAUGGCAUUCUAAAUGAC
Plectropomus leopardus (leopard coralgrouper) is the source of this 2024-nucleotide messenger RNA. RefSeq names its product tetraspanin 18b (gene tspan18b). The record is from RefSeq and is a predicted model, not a curated record. Gene Ontology annotation, cellular component: plasma membrane. NCBI's taxonomy places the organism in Eukaryota, Metazoa, Chordata, Actinopteri, Perciformes, Serranidae.